AUGGCGGCCCUCUUGAAAGUUUUUGCAUCCUAUGUACGUGAAAAUAGUGUUAAAAGAAGAGGUAGUACGGCGGGCUUUAGAGAGAUGAAUUAUUGUCCAGAAACUGUUCUUGUACACUCUGCAUUCUUACUAGCCGAAACUGUUCAAAAAUUGGACGAGAUAGAGAAAGACAAGUGCAGUCAAGUGGUAAAAAUCGUGACUGGGACAGUCAGGGAAAUUACAAGAGAAGUGCUUCACGAGAAUACUCGCAAGUUACGUCAAAUCGAAGUCAGAGAAAUCGAGUUUAAGAUUCACUCCUGGGUGUUUUAUUCGUUACUGAAAAGAUCUGACUGUCAUGAUCUUGGCGAGUCACUUGAGGAAGAAGAUUAUUUUGACAGCUUUCCUCCCUUGCCGCAAUUUGGGAUUAACUUUUAUCUGGAACUGGUGCAAGAGUUAGAGUGGGGUGAACUGCUGGUGGAGGUACGUGAAGAUUCUAUCAAAGAUCUCUUAUGUUCCCAACAUUUCUCAGGUUCUGACACGGCAAGAUGUUAUGAGAAAAUAUUAUUUGAUUCGAGUAGUUGUACAUCAUGUCCAUUAUGUAUAGGGAAAGAAAAAACUGCACAAAAGGGGCCCAGCAUUUGAUUCUAUUGUGCCAGGCAUUAGAUAGUGGGGAGCAAGUUAAAUCGUACGCGGCCAGCGCAAAAAGAAACACGAGGGGAAAAAAACAAGGGGAGACUGGGGCGGAAGCUGGCGCCCUAAUUUUUUGCCCGCUCCCCACCAUCCGAACACCUGGAACAGGCUAAUUGUGCCCUAGAGUCUCGUUCUAGCCAGUUAUUUCAAUUUUUGUCAUGUUAAUUAACUUAUUAAAACCCACCAAAGGAAAUCUCUGGAUCUUAGAAGUAGCUGAUGCAAAGAAGCCUUUAAUCAUCCUUAAAUCCAACUGCUUCCAAACUUUGCUUAAAAAGAUGUAGUUUUUUCAAGUAAAGAAGUAGCUAGAUUCUCAGAUGGCUCCCAGGAUGCUUGCUCAAACUUCCUUCUCUCCACCAAUCAGAACCCAUAUUAAACUUUCUUGGAAAUCCUUCCAAUUUACAUGACAAAAUGCUACAUCAGUAUGUUUAUCCCUUUAUUUUUUUUCUCAGUGUCUUUUUGCAGUUGGUUUAACCAAUAUUACAGCCCUUCUGAAGGAUAUCAUCAAGUGCCUCAUUCAAGAGCCGAGAUACAAAGAUCUUUCUCUGUUUCUUUGUCUUUUUAACUCUUUGCUUAUACCUGGAGAGCAAAGUUUGUUUCCAGAAAAGGAAAAAAUGGAAAUUGGUGACACACACAGGAUACAGUCAUGGUCAUUAUUAUUGUUACAAGGUGUGACAAGCCUAACAAAGGAUUAUGCUUGCUGGCCAGAAGCGCAGAUGGAUAUUAUCAAAGGUGUUAUUGACUUAAUGUUUACAGCUCUUAUUGAUUUCAACUUAAGAGAACUCUACAAUCAAAGAUGGUCACAGGAUAAUGUUUCCAUCACACCUGUUAGUAUGGAACUAGAUCAUGACAAUCAUGAAAAGAUUAAUACCCAUGAUAUAAACAACUGUGAUGUUUCUUAUGAAGCUACAGCUUGUAUUGAUAUUUUAUGUCAAGUUAUUGUAAAGGAUUGGAGAGAAACAUUUCACUGGAUUAGCAGCGAGAAAACCAAUGGAAGUAGUGGCGAGUUGGACUGGAGCUCCUGGAAUACUUUGCAUAAAUGGCUUAUAAAACUUUAUGCUGUAGUUUGCUGGCUAGCUUCUCAUUCCCAUAACAGCAGAAUUGUGGAGGCAGCUUUGACAUUACAGCCUGGUCUUACACAAUACAUAAUGAAAUACUGUACAAACAAAGAGCUUCUUUGGAUUGAUGGUUUUAAAAAGGGUGAGCUUAUGGCUUUGAGCAAAUGUCACAUUGAAGAAGAGUUCAAUCCACCAACUGGUGAGUAUCAGUUAUAAUGGGAAUUUUUAUUCCUCUUGCAACAAACCAUUUUACCUACAGCAUGCAAAACUUGAACAGGUGAAUUUUUUUGGGAAAUUCAAAUUACAGGUGUCUGAUCAAAAAGGGUUUUGGGGCUAGUUGAAAUGACUUUUGGGCUAGUACAUGCUAGCUACAGCUGGCCCGAAUGGUAGGCUGUAAAACUGACUUUCUUUGCACCUUGUACCUGGUAGGCAAAAAUCAUUCUAUUUCUUUGAAUUUUGAAGAACUGAAAAUGCCUGCUUGCCAAAAAUCAGCAUUUGUCUUCCAUUUUAUAAAAUGAUCCAUUUAUUUCUAGUUUUAAAAGGAUUUGUUUGAAGUUAUCAGAGCCUUGAGGUACUUCUAAUAUCUUAACAUCUAUUAGCACUAACCCAAUGAGAUUUGGCAAGGAGGCAUUUUUGAUAUUCUCCCUUUUGAAUAUUUCAUAGUUUCACAUAUUUAAUUUUUGUAAUUAUGUCAUCACCUCCUUUCUUCCUUGUUUGUUUUGAGCCAAAUUUUGUUCAAUGGAUUAGGAUUUUUGAUAGGAACUUGUCAAAUUUUUUUUGUUCAAUGGAUUUUUUUAUUUCAGAUCACGAUUUUUCAUUUCAUAUCUCAUUAUUUGAAGGUAGGUUGAUAAAAUACUUGUCAAACCUGGUGGUCGUUUUCGCUUUUACAUGACACCGGAAUAGCGUUUUGGACAACUGAACUAUGCCGGUGUGACUUUUUUUUGUGGUGGUCAAAAACAAAUAUAGAGCCAUUAGAGGGAACUGGAGUGAACUCGCUCCAGGGCAAAAGUCGCCCCUGUGUCAUGUAAACUCCCCCUAAGACUGGGUGACCCUCCUUCACCCUUAUUUUCAUCCCUGCAUUGGAAAUGCUGGUAUGUCAAAUUCAAAGAUGAUAAAAAUAUGAAAGGUUUCCUAGUGAAUGGGGAAGAAAUCAAAGAGACCCUUUUUGCCGACGAUAUAACCUGCUUCUUGAGAGAUACCAAUUCAAACUUUCAACUUCUGACAUCGUUCCAAAAUUUUUCCACAUUCUCAGGCCUUUAUGUAAAUGAUGAAAAGACAGAGAUUUUUGCUAUUGGUCUACAAAGUCUUCAAGAUGUUUUCACUCACAAAAUACGUAGCAUGAUCAAAAUAUUUGGCGAUAAUUUUGAUUUAUGAUACAGUCCCAGCUGUGUUGAAGGCCAACUGUGACUUCAUCUUUAAAUCAAUCCAGGGAACUUUAAAUAGUUGGAAAGGAAGGUGCCUUACCCUGAUAGGUAAAACUCAGAUUACAAAGUCUUUUGUUAUUCUGAAAUUUCUAUUUCUGUUUUUGAAAAGCCUCUCUCUAGUUGACCGUUUUAAGUUAAUAGGUCUUAUUGUUUAUCUAACCCAGAGUUUCAAGAGGCAAAAUGCAACAAUAAAUAAUACUGACACCAAAGUUACUACAGAAAGCAGUGAAAAAAGAGCAAAAACUAUUGUUAUUGAUUUGAUUUUACACCUCAUGAAGUCCUUGAAGUAUGGGAAUUGUGUCCUUAAAAGUCCUUGAAUUCUUGUUGUGCAAAAAAGUGUAUAAGCACAGUAUCUUAAAACUACGUUUCAGUGUCUGACAUUUAUUUAUCUUCUUGUCUCAGAAUCUGUGGAUUUGUUGCUGUUUCAACCAGAGACUUCUGAGGAACAGUUUCAAUUCUACUUGCAUAGAGUUAAUAGAAGAUUAGAAGGCUAUAAAGAGUGUUUUGAUUGGUUACUAAAUGGAGAGGAAUUUCACGGGGAAUCUGAGUGGUUGGAAUGCAUGAGGAAUAACGCAGUUCAAUUGAGUGACAUCGAGCAUGCAUUUAAAAUGAUUGAUAUCAUCUGUAUGCAGAGGCAGCUUCUCUCCUGUGAUGAAGGGUCAACUGAUAAUACUUACAGAGGUGUGAGAGAGGUAAAACUUCCUUAAAGAACUAUGUCACAAGGAUAUUGCUGUUUUAGAUCAAUCCUGUGCUCAAGUCAUUACUCAGUGCCUUGACCUUAUACACAAAAUGAUCCUGUCAAGUUAGGAAAAAGAUAUUGUACAAAUUUUAUCAUGGAGCACCAACCAUAAUAAUUUUUUAGGUGAUUUUUACAACCAUAGCAUUAAAACUUGUAAAAGUUGGCCCAGCUUUUCCAAGUUCAAUCAAUGUCCAUCCUUGGUAUCUGUAUCAAGACACAAAAGAUAACAGAUUCAAUGCCUAAAUAUAAUCUUAAUUAACAAAAAUGGACCAUUAAAUUUGUUUUAGAACUCAAUUAAUGGCAAGGUACGAUUUAGCUUUUUAAAAAGGUAGCAUUAAUAGGGUUAUAAAGCCCCUUACAAGAAUACAGUCAACAUCUCUUUGAUAUGACCACGUCCCUAAAAUGAACACCUAGAGUCAGUCUUUAUUGUUAUUCAAUCACUUUGAAGUUUCUUUGUCAGACAGAUUAUAAUAAAUUGAAGAGGUCUGUUAGACAAACUCUUUAGUGGUGGUCCUGAUAGUUAAAAGAUGGUUCUAGUAAUAUAACAAUAAAUUAUGGUCAACAUCUCAGAAAAAUUUGUGGGUUUAUACACAUAGUUUUCACAAUCAGUUAAUCAGUCUGUCAUCCAUUUUCUCCUUUUUAAUGAUUUGAAACCUGGGAAUGAAAACAAGGCAAAACCAGACAAAAAUCAAAAUAAUUUUGUAAGAGAAAAUAAUCUCCCUUUCUGCAAAUAAUAAUAUUUUGUUGCUGUCUGCUAACCCUUUGAAAAGUUUAAGAAAAUUACCUAUGAUCAAUUUAUAAAAAGUUUACAUAAACCCUAUUUUAAGAGGAUUUUUAUUUUUACUUCAGAUUUUGCUGAGUUUGUAUUCCACCUUUCCCAGUGCCACUCAAGAGCAGAUCAUAGAAUAUGCUCUCCUCAUGGGUCAUACGUUAGAAAAUCCUGAAGAGAACUCACUUUUCUUCCAUCCUUACUUUGUUGAACAAGAGAGGGCUGAUUUGCAGCAGGAACUUGUUAUGAUCUUCAAUAAAAUCAUUGAUAUUAGCAGUGAAGAUGAGCUGCAGUCAGCUGCUAAAGACAUGGCUAGAGUGGCACUAAUAUCACCAAAUAUUGCUCUAACAAAGGCAGUGUAUGAAGGAGUGAAGAGUGCAGGACAUUCAAAGUCUAUCUGUUCUGUAAGUGUGUGUACAGUCAAGUCUCCACUAUUGGCCAACUCUCCACAAUGGCCACUUUUUUGGCAGACAGUCCACACUCGGACUCUUGUUUAAAGCUCUCUACUACAGUGGCCGUCGUGGAGAGGUUCAACUGUAUAUGAGACAUAACGUAUUUAGCCUUGUUUUACAUGCAGUUAACCCUUGAAGUCCCAAUGGUAACCAACAUCAAUUUUCUCCUAACCGUAUCCAUCGAUUGUCAAGAGAUUAGGUUAUGAGAAUUAAUAAAUUGAUCACCUAAGAGAAAAUGCCGUGCUCUUUUACCCAAUUCUCUCAACGUAUUCUUUAAGAAAAUGUAUAGAGAUCAGUUUGGAGAAUUUGUAUGUGGAUAUUGGGGCUUGAAGGGUUAAAGAACUGAAUCAAAUAUUCAGUCAGUAUUGAUCAUGGUGUGGUCAACAAAAUCAUGAUCACCUUACUGCAUGUUUUGACAUUAACUUGAAAUUAUUGUCUCCCUGCCAAAACAAAAUUUAUAAGGGACUGGUCAUUGUUUAUGUAGAGGGUGUGGGGAGGGAAAAAAGAAGGGGGUUAAGGCUAUUUCAGAUUGGCUACAGUGGGGGGGGUAAACUUUUUUUAUGAAGAAGUUUAAUAAUUACUGUGUAGAGCAUAUAAGUGGAGAUAUGAGGUGGGGGGGUCAUCACAUAAGUAUUGACUAAAUAAGGGGGGUCACUUGCUAUUUACAUGGUCUGUAGAGGGGGGCCUUACAGAAAUUUUGAUUUUGCCAACAUAUUUUUCCCUUCCCACCUUCUACAUCAACAAUGACUGGUCCCUAAGGACUUCUCUGUCAUUGUCUACUAUAGGUGUUGCAGAAGUUUCAUGCUUUGUGUAGGUUACGAUGCAGUGAAUCAUUAUCCUCAAGGACAUUACUCUGCAAAACAGUCAACUCAGUAAUAAUGAGCGUGUCAUCAAGGCAACAAGAGAACAAUCUACUAAACAUGCUGACCUUGUUUUUAUCUGUAAGUACCAUAUUUUCCCUUUUAACUUUUUCACUUCUAACAGUGGUCAACAUAAAGAAAUUGAAUGGGUGCUUGAAAUAAGGCCAAGUGACUCUUGAUUCAACACCUGAUUGUCCUUUGAAAAAAUUUGUAAAAUAUUUUGUAAAAUCUUAAUAAGUAAAUAGCCCCUGGCCAUUGUUCUGCCAUUUUCAUUAUUUUAAGGACCUAUUUUGGGAGUGUUUUUUUGAAGACUGAGUGACGACUAGGGAGAAAGAGGGGGCUAAAUAGAGGAAGGUAAUAGAUAAAUAACUGUAAAUAGAGUUAUUAUUCUUAACUCUUUGUAACCUCUUCUGUUUGGUGACUUGUUAGCCUUCUGUACUUAAAGCUUUCAAAAGUUUUCAGUGCCUAAAACAAAUUGCUGGCUGCUUAAUAAAAUUAAUAGUUACAUGUUCAGUACUUUUCAAAUAAUGGAUUUGUGUACAUGGAGAAUAACAUUUCAAUUCCUUCUGUGACUUUCUUUAAAAAUGAGAACGGUGCUUUUCCUGAAUAAAAGAAUGUUAUUCUUAUGAACAACACCUUUCUUAGACCACAUUCCUUUCAUAAUAAAAUUUAUUUCUAUAACAUAUCUUGGACUAAGCUUCUUAAAAUGAAAAUAAUUUUUGCAUAACAACUUGUUCUACAGUCAGGUCCCUCUGAGCCCUCUCCACUUCUCAGUGUCCAGGAGUUCAUAGAAGCUGCUGUGCUUCCUUUUCUCAACAACACAAGCAUGCAAGGCAACAUACGUACAGUACUUUCACUUAAGCUUCUCAACAUGGCUAUGGCAACAGUAUCUGUUGCAGUCGAUGAUCAAUUUCUCAAGAAACAUUUGGUGCCUAUCAUCUUUUGCCUGUGUGAGCUGUUAAAUGAAUCCAUUCUAUUCUGGGAUGGCUUGGCGCCUGUAAAUUCUCUCUCAGAGAGGGAAGAACUCAAAGAACUUGUGCUCAAGGCUCUUGAUAUGGAGGUCAAGUUGUGUUGUGACAUGGUGCAGACGAAUUCUUCUUUUUCCAGGGCUAUUGAGUGGCUGUUUAGAAGGUUGAAGAGUGGCUUUGGUAAAUACAAGCCAAAUUAUAUUAUUAUUUUCUUAAAUGAAUUAAAAUUUAUAAGGUACUGUAAACAGUGCCUCUUAAGCUGAAAAUAUUUAUGUUAUUCAUGAAUAUUUAAGAAAAGUGGAUCCAGAGUUUGCAGAGCUAAGAGAAGAUUCUUUUCAGCCUCUGCACUUCUAGUUACUUGUCACCAAUCUGGCACCAUCCCUGAGAUCUUGGAGCAUGCCACUAUAAUCCACAAAGAAAACUAGGGGAAACAAAGAUAGAAUACCAUAAUCUUUAAGUAAAUAACAGUAAAAAUGGUGAUUUUCAAAACUUGACUCUUUGCCUUAAUUAUAUCUGAAGACUGCCAGUGGUGGAUCUGGAGCUUGAGUUAUGGGCACUGCCUGAGCGAAAUGUAGAAUCUCUCAGGGCAUCACUUUUGGUCUAAAAAUUACGAGAGAUCGCUCCCCUAGGUUUGCCAUUUAAUGGAUUCCUUCAAGUUUUUUUGGCUUGCACCAGCCUUGCCCAAGAUUUGCUUUCUUAUGUAGUCAAAGUUACUUAUGAAAUAAUAUUUUUGAGUUACAAGGCAUCACCCCGAAAACACCUAUAUUUCUCAGGGUUUGUUAAUGAUUCACAAGUUAUAUGCAAACCAACAAAGCAAGUGCCAUCUUAACUAUCAGGGUAAGGUCUGUAAAAAGAUGUAAGGGGCCUCUUGAAAAAAAAGAAUUCAACAAAGGAAAAUGCACUAAGCCAUGCAUGUGAUAUCCUUCUAGGUUUUUAAGGGUAAAGGACAUCAUCACCAACUUGCCAAAAGAGUGAGAGCCUGGAACUGAGAUUGGUGCAGUUCACUAUGAAAUCUUGGAUUACUGUCAUUUUAAAACUUUACUGUGUUUUCUAUCAACAGACUGGACUGUUCCACUUCACCUACAGCACUUCUUCAGUACAUCUUGUAUCAAGUACAAACUCUCAGUCCCUCACUGUUUGUUGAGUGUAUGUGAAGACUUGGGGGAGGAGUGGGUAGCUGAUAAAGACUUGGAUUAUGGUAGGUACCCAUUAAAACUAUUGACCCAGUUUGGUCUCAUUUUUUCUUUUAUUUUAAUAUUUAUUAUAUAUAUUUUUUGUCUGCUUAAAUUAAAGCCAAUGUGAAUUUUUUUUAGAAAUUAGCUGGUAUUCUCUUCCUAGCUUUUGAGAGCCAGGGACCAGGCUCCUUAGUGUGGAAAAGGACGAAUAACUGGACAAGUGUGAUAAAAGAGAGUAAGCGGGCAGGAGACUUGGGUGGGAAGGCAGAGUUGCCAUCCUUUCCUUCUCCCCAGGCCCUGCUUGGCUAGAUUCAGUGGCCGAUUUUUUUGUGCUUUUCAAUACAUAAUUUUCCGGUAUUGCCCAACAAGCAGCCAGGUUCCAGGCAGCGUGCAAAGAAAGGGGUGUGCAAUAGCCUGGGGUUCAUAGAUUUUGCUAUUGGGCCAGUGAAUUGUGCUCUCCCUUUUGCGGAAUUCAAAUUACAGUUCAGGAUUGUGAUCAGUAUUUAUCAAAAUUUUUUUUGGACUAGUCAAAGUGACUUUUAGGCUAGCAGAUGCUAGCUGCAGCUUAUCCGGAUGGCAAGCUCUGAAGCUGACUUUCUUUAUGUUUGCAAAUGUUAUUCAGUAUACUUCACGUACAAAUAUAAAAUUUUACCUACUGUUUCCUUCUAAUACAUUUUUUCUGUCUGAAAGGCCCAGAGGAUGUGUUCACAGUGCUGUUUGAGUACUGUCGUGUGUCUGAGACAGCCCUGCAAAGGAUCUUGGAAAGUUUCAUUCCAAGCAAACUCACAGACAGAUUUGAAGAUAUCAAGAAGCCAGUAGUGACUAGCUUGGUCCAGGUAAUAAAGUUAUAGGAAAACCAAUGUUUUUGGAGAGAGAGUGGUUAAUGUAUUAUCGAUGUUUGUGGAAUGAGGUACAAAAUUUGUUUAGCCAGUAUAGUGAAGUUUUAAGUCACGUGUCGUAAAGCCAAAAUUAACCAGUCGCUAACAGUCGCAAACAAUCAAAUAAACCAAUCACAACUCAAAGAAAAUGGUGCAGGAGAAUCCGGCAUCAAGCGCGGGAAAACCGAUGCGAGCUACACAUUUGGUUUUGUUUUAUUCCUGAUUACUUGAGAAAACAGCCGACAUCUUGUUUUAUUUGUUUUAAUAUCAAAUCAGCUGUUUUCGCAGGCGACGUGAGAAAAUGACACAGGAGUUUUACGCCAACCCAGGAGCCCAUCAAAUGGAGCCUUCAUCUCCAUUAAUUUCUUGAGUCAACCCUUUUCGGAGUAGAUUUAUAAAUAGAACGGCUUGUUUCCCGCGAGAAGUGGGAUAUUUCCGUGAGUCUCGUAUGUCACCGUGAAAAAAUAGAGUUGGAUGAAGUCGAACUCAGAAGCCCGUCCUUCGACCGUUUUCCUUUUCUUAUUUGAUGGGCUCCUGACAUGACAGAAAAUUUAUGAAAUUGUACCAGUUUGCUUUUGUCCAGAAAUGCCCUACACAGGUGACGUUAAGCGGGGGAAAAGUGAAUAUGUCGACGGCCUCUUAGCUGGUGUGGCCACAUCCAUGUCUAGCGAGUUGUUUGAGAAUUGAGUUUUGUUUCAGAUCCUUCCACAUAGUACCUGGAAAGAAUGGAAACGGAUUCUUCAUAUAUGUCGACAUCUUAUUUGGAAAAAUAUUUUAAAGGUACUGAUUUUUCCUUCAUUAGCUUUGAUCGAUUCGUUUCUUUAUCAUCUGAGCUACAUUUUCGCGAUGUGAACUAGCGUGCGAAAAGUAGCCUCUGCGGCCAGCUCAUACCACGAAAAUGUAGCCGCUGCCCAGUCGCAGAGUAAUGAGCGGCCGUCCUCCCUUGUUGUCUAUUUAUCGUAUUUUUGGGAUAAGAAUAUAGGAGCAGUCUUCAUGAAUGUGAGGAACCUUCUAAUCUUCAAGUAAAAAAUAUGUCUAUGAAUAACCUAAAUGCCUAAAUAACUACUGAAACGAAAACAUCCAUAAAGUUACAAUAGAAGUAUCUGCAGGGCUAUCCGCCUCGUCUCCUAUCAAAUUUUUACUGGGAAAUACCGCUUAAAUCAAGAGAGAUCGGAGAGAUUUUAGCAUCAAACGGCAAACGUCAGAUUCAAUUUGACAGUUUUUCGAAAUAGGAAAUUAGCAGAUUUAAACCAAUUCCUAUGGAUAAAACUGGCGUGAAACUACUUUUUGUUGUGGACGUAACACGUAAUGAAAAGUAAACGACGAGUGAAAGGAAAGCUUGUUAACGUGGUUCAAAUUGCCAUUUUCCUUUUGCCGUAAAUGUGAUUCUGAAUCAAAGUAUGAAACACGUUAGAUCUAUAACGAUGUCUUGGCGUCACGAGCGUGGAAAAAUGAAAAACGUCCUCGACGACCAACAACCACGACAUUCCAGAAACCGGGCACAGAGCGGGUGCUCUACUGAGCUACGGAGAUACUCAUAGAGAACAAGAACAUUUUUAAAAAUAGGUUUCCACUAGUCAUACGUUCGAUAGGGUAUAUUAGGGUGUAAAUUGCAUGAAAUUGCGCAGAAACGACGAUUCAAUUUUGGACUCAGAUUAUCAAUUGGCAGCAUUUCACAUCUGUCCCACACUAAUCGCCAUUGUUUCAAUCCAGAGCUAUGACUGUUUUACAAAGUUCUUCUGACAACAAAAGUUAAACGAUUUAUCUUGUUUUCAUUUUGUGUAUCACAGGUUAGCGUCACCGAAGACAUCCCGAGCAUCGACGCAAGCGAAGAUCAUCAAGGUAAAUUGGUGCACUGUGUGCAGUGUAGCGGGAAGACAAGGAUUCGAGAAAACUGAUUUCAUUCACCUUACUGAAAUGCGUUUUCACUUUAACCAUAAUGUUCCGAAUCAUAUGUCCGAAUAUAAGCUCUCCCACAUCAAAAUUAGUUCUUGACCUUUCAGAGACAACAGCGCUUUGGUUAACUGAUUUAAAACUAAAUCAGCAGUUUGUUGAAUGUCUGUACCUAUACUUGCUUUGUUUUGCUUGCAGGCGUCUGCCAGCUCUCUGUCUUGUUGGUAAAUGUAAUGGAAGUCUUUUGCAGCCCCUUGUGUUCCUCGUGGGCCACCCUGUAUUUGUGGAUUUACGUCAUUAAGCAUUACAUCACAGCCGUAAAGGAGAUGGUAGACCAGACUGUGAGUUCUUUUUUUUAUUACAUUUCCGGUAGUAAGAACUAUAGAAGUUCUAAACGUCGGCUCAGUUUAUUGUUCCUGACCACUCGUAACUCUCCUACUGAGCUUGGGCUGCCUUUGGUUCAAGUUUACGUCACUUCACUCGCCAGCUAUUAAAUGCUCUUUCUGUUUUCUCGUGAGUUUUCUUUAUUUUUAAUUCAUCUAUGGAGGUUUAAGUAUUCUUGUCCGGUUUGUAUUGUCGCACUCUUUUCACCUGUUAGUUCCUCAUGUAAUCAAAGCUUAUUGUCUCCCCCCUUGUUUUUUUCUUUUGUUUUUGUUUUUUCAGACUGAUCCUCCAACAGCUGCCCUAGUGUUUGCGCAUGUUUGUCGCGUGAUGACUUUUGUGCCCCCUGACUGCACGGAUCAGUUGUUUGUAUUGUGUCUGGAUUUUGUCUCCAGGCCCUUAGUGUCCUGCACCAGUGAACGAUUGAGGAUGGCAGUUAACAGUUUAUCAUCUGAAGUGUACAAGGCGGCAUUGAUACAGAAACUUUCCCAAAAUAUGUGAAUAUUGCAACUUCAAGUAAAGAGUAGAGGUCAGGUGGACCUGUCCGCACGGCUUGGACAUUGGAUAUCAGGUCAACAGACA
Messenger RNA from Porites lobata, 11845 nucleotides. Lineage: Eukaryota; Metazoa; Cnidaria; Anthozoa; Scleractinia; Poritidae. The record is from the annotation of a GenBank genome assembly.